This is a messenger RNA of Thalassophryne amazonica, 1624 nucleotides long. RefSeq lists its product as uncharacterized. The record is from RefSeq and is a predicted model, not a curated record. The transcript is spliced from 4 exons. NCBI's taxonomy places the organism in Eukaryota, Metazoa, Chordata, Actinopteri, Batrachoidiformes, Batrachoididae. Bases 130 to 1284 code for a protein of 384 amino acids.
UUUGUCUAAAUGUGUUGAACGUGAGUUUACAGUUUUUCUUUUUUUUUUUGGACGGCCGUAUGUGCACGUUUAGACUCAGUUUGCGGUACAUGCCUGUGAGUUAGUUCGCCUAUUUUCAGCUUUGUGAAGAUGAACGUGGUUCCGAACAGAACGAUGCGCGACGACGAGGCUGCGGUGGUGGAGAAGGCCAUCAGACUGGCAAUAGACUCCAUCAUCAACGUGCUGUACGGCGUGAACAGCGCCAGGACGCACGAAUACCAGCGCAUGGUGCUGGACAGGGACCGAGAGAUCCAGCGGCUGGAGGGCAGGCUGAGAGAGAUCGAGCAGGAGCUGCAGCUGCUCCGGGCGCAAGGCUGCACCUGUGGACUGUUUGAGAUGGAACACAGCCUGGUGGGUCCUCAGUCCUCCAGAGAGCCGCAGAAAGGAGCGCAGAGCAAUGCUGGACCGGACACCGCAGCAGGACAACAGGAGUGCGAAAUGAGCAUCACCUUAGGCCUUUUUGGCAGGCCUCCCUCACAGGUCUCCUCCCAAAGCCAUGAGUCUGUUCUUCCCUCAUCUCCCAGCAGAAUGGGUUUGGAACAGACGUGCAUGUCACACUCCUCAGAGGCAUCAGGUGUAUCAGAGGCAACAAGAAACCUCCCUACAUCUCCCAGCAGCCUUAUGGUGAAAGAGGAGCCUCGUGACCACGAAAAAGUCUUAAUCAAGUGGGAAAUGAAUGAGGAGAGCUUUAAGCUGCGUCAGGAGAGCGAAGACUGUUACGACAAAGAGAGUUCCACUGUAACAAGCAAACCAGAAAAUGAGGCAAAAAGGUUGCAAGACAAACCCUGUGCAGGCCCAGGAGGAAACCUGGUCACUGAGGGAGAACACCCCAGGAGCAAGAAGAAGAAUGUGCCGAUGUCCGAAUUGCCAGAAGAGGCCCAGAGACAGAAGAGGGCAGCGUGGAGAGCAGCAUCCAGGCGGUAUUAUGCUCGUAAAGUGGCCCGCCAGAAGGGCAAACCCUCCCACUCGGCUACAUUUCCACACUCUACAGACUCAGAGUCCAUGUGUUUUCUGGAUAAGUCGAAGACAACGCUGAUAUCAGAGUUACCUGCAGAGUCUCAGAGCCUGCAGAGGGAGGCAUGGAGAGUUGCAUCUCGGCGGUAUUACACUCGAAAACUCUCCCGCUUCCAGACUGAGCCCGCGCAGUAUGGUCAAAUGCUGCAAAUCACUGAGCCGUUUGGGGACACAAACGGAGGCCCAUCCCAGACUAGUGGCGGGGGAAUCGGAGGAAUUCUGUGUAGCUGAUAGACUGCUGCUUCAGGCUGAGGUUUUCAAAUGGUUAUAGUUAUAGCUGGGUUCCAUGUUUUACAUUAUAGAGUUCCUUUCAUUGCAGUUAUGCAGAAUCUUCUAUGAAAUAAAGUUUAUAUGUUUUUGUUUGCUUGUUUUUUUUGUUUGUAAAACUGGUUGGUUUAUGUCCUUCAUUGGGCAGGGUGUCAUGAACUUCGACACAUUUUGACAAAGUAUCAUCGCUGGUUCUCUAUAAAGAAUUUAUGCAUUAUGUCAUUGCAUUUAUGUUUUAUACAAUGAAAGGACUUCAUUUUUGCAGGGGGGGGGGGUUUUGUCUUGCACACCAUAUGAUUAUGCC